Rosa chinensis is the source of this 2054-nucleotide messenger RNA. Its product is annotated as PI-PLC X domain-containing protein At5g67130. Gene Ontology annotation, biological process: lipid metabolic process. The record is from RefSeq and is a predicted model, not a curated record. Bases 544 to 1794 code for a protein of 416 amino acids. The transcript is spliced from 9 exons. Gene Ontology annotation, molecular function: phosphoric diester hydrolase activity. Lineage: Eukaryota; Viridiplantae; Streptophyta; Magnoliopsida; Rosales; Rosaceae.
UCUUAAACGAGUAUAAGUUUUCUAUUUUUGCGAGGGUUUUUGGUUUAAGGGUUUAGACUUUUUAGUUGUCAAGAAAAAGAGGAUAAAUACCGAUUGAGGAAAUUCGAAUUUUCUUUUAAGGGAUGCUAAAGUGACACAGAGGUCCGCACCUACCGGGACUACAACGCAGUUUUCCUUCGGACUCGUGUCAUCUGAAACCCGGCCAUCCAAUCGACACUGUUCUUUAUCUCUGUUCUCAUUUCUUCUUCUUCUUUCUCAUUAAAAAUUUCAAAACCCAAAAAAAAAAAAAAACAAUAAAAACCAGGAAGGGUCUCAGAGGACUCAGGUCCGUCCAAACCAACCCCCACCUUCACCAGAAAGAGAGAAAGAGAGAGAGAAACCCACCAACUCCUAGCCUUUUCUCCAAUCUCUCUUUCAAGGACUCUUUAAACCCCACAAAAUAUUAUACAUAUUCUAUCUAUCUAUCUCACUUAGAAGAGUCUCUGACACUCAACCUCAAACCUGGAAAUUGUUACCCAAAAAAAAACCAAAAAAGGAUUAAAAAUGGGAGCUUUCUCAAAAAGUCCCAAACUUCAAGUUCUGUUCAUCAUAGCUUGCCUAUUCUCUCCCUGUAUCAGCCUCAAGAUUGGAGAGACGUGUUCCAAAGACACAGAUUGCGACGCCGGUUUAAGCUGCCAAACAUGCGCUGCAAAUGGUAAUACCCGACCCAGAUGUACCCGGAUUCAACCCACCAAUCCUACAUCUAAGGUGAAAGGUCUUCCCUUUAAUAAUUACACAUGGCUUACGACCCACAACUCGUACGCUCAAGCAGGGGUGCGGUCGUCCACCGGAUCGUUGAUUAUUGCUCCGAUGAAUCAGAACGACACCGUUACAUCUCAGCUCAAAAAUGGAGUUCGAGGAUUUAUGUUGGAUAUGUAUGACUUCAACAACGAUAUCUGGUUAUGUCACUCAACUGGGGGCAAAUGUUACAAUUUCACAGCAUUUAGACCUGCUCUUGACGUGCUGAAAGAAAUUCGAGCAUUUUUGGAAGCAAAUCCCUCAGAAAUUGUCACAAUUUUUAUUGAGGAUUAUGUAACAUCUCCAUCAGGCUUGUCAAAAGUCUUUGAUUCAGCUGGUUUAAAGACCUAUAUGUUCCCCCUGGCUCGGAUGCCAAAGGAUGGAAAUGAUUGGCCAACUGUUGAUGAUAUGGCUAAAAACAAUCAGAGGUUGGUGGUCUUCACCUCUAAGUCAUCGAAGGAGGCCUCAGAGGGAAUUGCUUACGAGUGGAACUAUGUCGUAGAAAAUCAAUAUGGAAAUGGCGGGAUGGUACCUAAUUCAUGUCCGAAUCGUGCUGAAUCAUCUCCCAUGAACACAACAUCAAAGUCACUAGUUCUGGUGAACUACUUCCGUGAUAUUCCCAAUGCAUCAGCAACUUGCGCAGACAAUUCAGCUCCAUUACUGAGCGAGAUCAAAACUUGUUAUGAUGCAGCUGGGAAACGGUGGCCAAACUUUAUUGCCGUUGAUUAUUACCAGAAAAGUGAUGGCGGGGGAGCUGCUGAAGCAGUGGAUCAAUCAAAUGGUCAACUGACAUGUGGGUGUGACAGCAUUACAUAUUGCAAGGUGAAUGCUACAACUGGAAAUGCUACAUUUGGUUCAUGUGAUGUCCCAAAACUUGCUCCACCGCCACCUGCUUCCCUCGCCAGCACACCUCCUUCAGGUCCUAGUAGUAACUUUGCUCCUCGGAAUAGCAAAUCAAUCCUGUUGAGGUGGUUGUGUGGAACAAUUUUGGCUGCUACUCUCUCAAUGCGGAUAUAAUUGCUGCACACAGUUUCCCUCCCUUGUAAUUUUUUGAACCACACGGAAAAAUAUUAUUUCAGGCAAUUGAUUCAUCAUUCUUGGUCUUGAGGAAAAGUUAUGGAGAAAUUCUGGUGAUGUAUAUAUGGUGGGCUUCUCAGUUUUCAUAUGCUACUAGUCUAUGACUAAUAAUAUCUAUUAGUAUUAUCACUAUUAUGUAACAAAUUUUCCCUUUCUUCACAUUUUGCGAUGCGAUAUCAAAGUUUGGGCAAGUUGGCUUA